This is a messenger RNA of Oreochromis niloticus (Nile tilapia), 2010 nucleotides long. Its product is annotated as adhesion G protein-coupled receptor F5. Bases 606 to 1865 code for a protein of 419 amino acids. Lineage: Eukaryota; Metazoa; Chordata; Actinopteri; Cichliformes; Cichlidae. Gene Ontology annotation, biological process: adenylate cyclase-activating G protein-coupled receptor signaling pathway. The transcript is spliced from 12 exons. The record is from RefSeq and is a predicted model, not a curated record. Gene Ontology annotation, molecular function: G protein-coupled receptor activity.
AUCAAGGCUGUUGUGUUUUUAACAUGUUUUAAUACUUUGUAUCUUGUUCUAUUUAAUCUGAAUAAGCCCCUAAAAAAGGCAGUGAUCACCGUCGGCCUCUCUUGGUUUUUAUUACCGCUAUUCAUUUUAAAGCUCAGUUCUUCACACCUUACGGUGUAACGAUGUAAGUGAUAGCAGAGCUGUACAUUUUAAUUGUUUUAGAAAUCCCUCAGUCAGAACAUGGUAUAUUAUUUAAUCUUUAAAAAUUUUUUGGGAGACUUUCCACUAGAGGGAGCCCACAUACCACCAGUGGUACACUGGUGGUAUGUUUGAGAACAGUUUGACAACCACUGAAAAAAGGCUCAGUAAUUCUAGUGUUAACAUAUUUCCGCAAUAGACCAAAGAGGAAAAAGCCUUGGAAGCUGAGGUAGCUGCUGGUUUAAGCUUGGACCUGUUGUGUGAUUCUUUAGAAAAUACUUUGCAUCACUGUUUAUUCAACAGUAAUGCAAAGUGUAGUAUGCAAAAUAUGGACUGCUUGUUAUUUAUAAGUAUUUCUUGACUUUGCGUUGUCAGUGCCACUGUACACUGACAAAGGCCGGAGUGACUGUGGACAUUUGCUUCUUAAGAUGGGAAUGGUAAUAUCCAGUAAUACCUUGGCCAUCUUUGCCCUGCUUUCGACUCUUAUUUUGGAAACAGGAAACAUCAGAAAAUGUUCAAGUCUGGUUUUGCAGGAAAACCAUGAAGCAGAACAAUUUCAUCCUUCUACCAGGCAGAGAAGAAAUGUUCCUGCAACUGUUUAUGAAUAUCUCAUUUCCCUUGAGGUCAACACAACCAACAUGGACCAGCUGAGAAACACUCUAAAAACUUUUGCUUACCCUGCUAAAAUCAGUUCUCAAAUAAAUGUCUCAGAUGUGGACAUUACUACAGACUUUACAAGGUGCCCUCUGACAACAACAUCUCCAUCAACAGGAAUUAAUGUGAGCAUGUCAGUCACCUUAGACAAGGAAUAUAUAACAGAUUAUAAUAAUAAAUCGAGUUCUGCGUACAGAAAGCUUGAAUCAGAAAUUAAUUCUGUGUUAAAGGCCCAGUAUAGUGAUAUAAAGGGGUUUAUCCAAGCCUUUGUGACAGGAUUCAGAAAGGGAAGCAUUAUCAUCGACUUUGUUGUUGAGGGAACACAAGUUGAUAUGAACGAAAUGGCUAAAGCAAAUAAAAACUUCACAAAUGCCAUAGUUUCUGUGGCCCCUGUCAUCAGCUCAGUUACUGCACAAGUCAUUAGUUCAUCUUCAAUCCAAACUCCUGCUGAGACUUAUACUGGUGAAAACAUGAUGCUGAUAUGUGGACCCAAUAGCACUGAGAAUAUUGACAUUGGACCAAUUUCUGGUUCUGUUUGGAAAUUGAAUGACCUUGAGAUCAUGUCUAGCAGGUUUAAAAUAGUCAAUCAGUCCAAGCUAAUAGUUAACAAUGUCAUUCCUGAAGAUGCUGGACGAUAUGAAUGUAUUCUGAAUGGGACAAACUUGUUUUUCAUUCAAACGGGAGUUGUAAAAGACGGUCAGAUCAAACAAGCUCCCAAUAUCCAACUACAGAGUGAAAUUCAUGUGUACUGCAAAGUGGGACAGACACAACCACUUCAGUGUUGUGUGCAACCCCCUUAUAACGUGAACUGGUAUAAUGGUUCAACACUGUUACCUUCUAAAAAUGCUGAAAAAAACUGCAUCACAUAUGAUUAUGAAAUAAAAAACUGCAGUGGCUCACAGGAAGUUUUUUGUAAGGUUAAUGAAUCAGUAGGUUAUGAAAAGACAACAAAACUGACAUUUUUUACUGAAGGACUUAAAUGUCAAAGAUGUUCCAAAUUUUGUGGCAAAACUGCGUGGAACUGUCAUGAAUGAUUCAAAUAAAAUAACAAAUUCAUCUGCAACAAUAUCAACAAUUGUUAACAUCCUAAAUAACAUUGCAAAUGUUUCCAGUAAUGUCAGUGAAACUGUCAUUAAGGUAAAUCUUGCCGUCUAUAUUUGUAACUCCUCAGGAAAAGAU